CUCUUUUAUCAUCACGCUAAAUUUCCUACGGUAUCUACGCGGUCAAUACAUUCGUCAUGCCUUGCAAUUCCAACAGAAGCCCAGGGAGAAAUCAUAACCGAAAUCACAACCAAACCCCUACGGAAAACCACGGGGGAAGCCCCCUAAACCCCCUAAACCGAAGUGCGAACAUCGACGAGUCCCAGAAUACCUCGGUAUGGGUGUCCAACCUCCCAAAGGAUUGUACCAUACACCAGCUGCUCGCCCCUAUAAGACAAGUUGGGAAGAUAUUCUUUGUUCAUAUCAACCCCCCCAACGAGACCUUCGCCACAUCAGCAGCCAAGAUCACCUUCUGGGAUCGCCCAUCAACCGAGAAGUUCCUCCGGCUUGUCAAAGACGGCAAGAUAACCAUCGGAGGACUCCAGCCAGCAGUCCGGAUGAACCGCAUCCGAGCAGCACCACAGCCAGCAUCCAACCGCAGCCGGGUCCUCGUCCUCUGGGGCUCGCCUAGUGUAGUCGACAUGAAGGUUCUGGAGCCCCUGUUCCGCUCGGAAAUCGAGUUUGAAAUCGACGAGGUCAAGGAGAUGAUGUGGUACGGAGAGAGAAGACUGGAAAUCCGCUUCGGCUCUCAUCGAGCACAGGCUAGUCGCGCAGAACAGAUGAUGCGAGUGUUAAAGGGGGGAAGAACGACUGAAUACGCCGCCGCAAACCUGACGCCAGAGCAACGCAUAUUUCUGUGCCUUGUUAGGAUAUUAUGGGGAUCCGAUCCCUGCGAGCUUCCAUAGAUAUGCAUAUGCUCACGCCUUCACGCCUUUCUUCCGACUCAGAAACGACUGAGCCAGGAGAUACGUAUCUCCUGUUGCACAUUCCACUAUUCCUGGUAUAUAACCGAGCAUGGUGGCCACCGGAGAAUGCUUGUUACAACUAUUAUGACGUUUAGCAUUGGCCUUUUCAUCACUAUACAACAACAACAACAUCACCACGCUAUCUUUACCGGCACAGCAUAGCGACAGUGGUUAAUUUUUUACAUGUAAAUUAUGAUACCCCGAGGGAGAGCAGGGCUUCACCGAAGCACCAACAGUCAAUAGAUAUUGGCUAACAAUAGCGGGAGCAGAAGCAGAAGCAAAUUGGAUUCUUUCGGGUGCAAUCAACUCGGCGUUAUAAGACUGACUGAUAUAUGUGCUGGUGUUUUGGAUGGGAUACCUUAUGGUUAUUGUGUAAUAAAUUUGGUCAACACAUUCAAACCGUUGUUUUGCGCGAAUUCGCCUCGUGAGCCCGGAUAUAAAUUAUACAAGACUUACACAUAGCGAACACCUAUUUUCGUGUGAAUGUGGGUUUCUAGUAGGUAUGAGAAAC
This is a messenger RNA of Daldinia decipiens, 1335 nucleotides long. RefSeq lists its product as uncharacterized. The record is from RefSeq and is a predicted model, not a curated record. Gene Ontology annotation, molecular function: nucleic acid binding. The coding region runs from base 57 to 764 and encodes 235 amino acids. Lineage: Eukaryota; Fungi; Ascomycota; Sordariomycetes; Xylariales; Hypoxylaceae. The transcript has a single exon.